GGCAGCCCCCACCCCCCGCGCUCCCCUCCUCCCCCUUUAUUACCCUUUGUGUGCGUCUCCGCCUGCGCCGCUCCGGGGCCGGCCGGGCGCCGGGGGGCCGCUGAGAUCCUUGUUGACGAUGGUGGUCAUUGGAUGCAUAAAUAUUGAAGUAUAUAUCAUUUACAGACAAGAUCUUUGAAAUCUGUUUCCUUCACACAGCAAAGGAAGAAGAGGCUUUAUCACAAGAAAACGGGCAAAGAAACGUAAAGACUUGAAGAAACAGCACUUCUCUAAUUCUUUCCAAAAGUUCAGAGACCCACCAAAACCUGGUGGAUUACCUCCACCAGUCUUCCUGAUUUCAGAUGUAACGUGGGGUGCAGGAGUUCCUCAGAUGAGGGGUGUAGUAAGUCAAGGAGCCAGCCUCAAUGGACAUAGCCCAUUAUCGAGAUCUAAACAGGAGACUAUCUAAAGGAAAGCUGAAAGCGCAUCAAGAAUUUUAAGAAGCCUGAAGAUCCCCAAGGUAACUAGAAGCAAGACCAUGAGGAGUAAUGUAGCUUGGAAUGAACAAGAUGAACAUAUCCACCUUCGAUCUAAUGCUUAAUGAGGAAAAAGGCUGUUUCAUUGGAGCCAGGGAGUCAUGAAAGAAACUCAAGAAGACAACUUGGAUAAUGAACGGAAGAUAAAAAGAAAACAAAAAGAAUGUGGCAUAUAAAGGGUAUAAUACCUGGAGACUCAUAAACAGAAACAGAAAAAUGAAUGGUGGAAAGGAGUGUGACGGAGGGGACACGGAUGGAGGGCCACCAGCAGUGCAAGUUCCCGUUGGUUGGCAGCGACGGGUGGACCAAAGUGGAGUGCUCUAUAUCAGUCCCAGUGGGUCUUUAUUAUCCUGCUUGGAGCAGGUGAAGACUUACUUGCUGACUGAUGGAACAUGCAAGUGUGGCCUAGAAUGUCCUCUUGUUCUUCCCAAGGUCUUUAAUUUUGAUCCUGGAGCUGCUGUGAAGCAGAGAACUGCUGAAGAUGUUAAAGCGGACGAAGAUGUCACCAAACUAUGCAUACAUAAAAGGAAAAUUAUUGCUGUGGCUACACUUCAUAAAAGCAUGGAAGCACCACAUCCUUCACUAGUUCUAACUAGUCCUGGUGGUGGAACAAGUGCAACUCCAGUAGUUCCUACUCGAGCAGCAACUCCAAGAUCAAUGAGGAAUAAAUCACAUGAAGGAAUCACAAAUUCUGUGAUGCCAGAAUGUAAGACUCCUUUCAAGUUGAUGAUAGGGGCAUCUAAUGCCAUGGGUAGGCUUUACGUGCAAGAAAUGGCUGGAAGCCAGCAACAAGAACUUCAUUCUGUCUAUCCUAGGCAGAGAUUGGGUAGUAAUGAACUUGGACAGAAGUCUCCGUAUCGUGGCAGUCAUGGUGGGAUGCCCAGUCCAGCUUCAUCAGGAUCACAGAUAUAUGGAGAUGGCUCAAUCUCUCCUAGGACUGACCCACUUGGAAGCCCUGAUGUUUUCACAAGGAACAAUCCCAGUUUUCAUGGAGCACCCAACUCCAGUCCUAUUCACAUGAACAGGACACCUCUAUCUCCACCAUCAGUAAUGCUACAUGGUUCUCCCAUACAGUCAUCCUGUGCAAUGGCUGGAAGGACUAAUAUACCUCUUUCCCCAACCUUGACCACAAAAAGCCCAGUAAUGAAAAAACCCAUGUGUAAUUUUUCAACUGGUAUGGAAAUACCACGAGCAAUGUUUCACCAUAAACCGCCCCAAGGUCCACCCCCACCUCCUCCACCGCCUUCUUGUGCUCUUCAGAAAAAGCCAUUAACAUCAGAAAAGGAUCCACUUGGCAUACUUGACCCUAUUCCUAGCAAACCAGUGAAUCAGAAUCCUGUUAUCAUUAACCCAACUACUUUCCAUUCAAAUGUCCACUCUCAGGUACCCGUGAUGAAUGUAAGCAUGCCUCCUGCUGUCGUCCCUUUGCCAAGUAAUCUUCCUUUGCCAACUGUAAAACCUGGUCACAUGAACCAUGGAAGUCAUGUUCAAAGAGUUCAGCAUUCUGCUUCAACUUCCCUCUCUCCUUCGCCAGUGACAUCCCCAGUUCAUAUGAUGGGAUCCGGGAUUGGAAGGAUCGAGGCUUCUCCCCAAAGAUCACGUUCUUCUUCCACGUCAUCAGAUCAUGGAAAUUUCCUGCUGCCUCCAGUAGGACCACAGUCAUCCUGUAGUGGUAUUAAAGUUCCUCCCAGGUCCCCAAGGUCAACAAUAGGGUCACCGAGACCAUCUAUGCCAUCUAGCCCUUCCACCAAGCAUGAUGGACUUAAUCAAUACAAGGACAUCCCUAACCCAUUAAUUGCUGGAAUGAGUAAUGUAUUAAAUCCUCCAAACAAUGCAGUUUUUUCUACUGCAUCGGCUGGAAGUGGUUCCUUGAAGAGUCAGCCUGGUUUGCUGGGAAUGCCUUUAAAUCAGAUCUUGAACCAGCACAAUGCUGCCUCUUUUCCAGCAAGUAGUUUACUCUCAGCAGCAGCCAAAGCACAGCUAGCAAAUCAAAAUAAACUUGCUGGUAACAACAAUAACAGCAGUAGCAAUUCUGGACCUGUUGCCAGCGGUGGCAACAACGAAGGACAUAGCACUUUAAAUACCAUGUUCCCUCCUGCUGCCAAUGUGCUUCUACCAACGACUGAAGGGCAAAGUGGCCGAGCAGCACUGAGAGAUAAAUUGAUGUCUCAGCAAAAAGAUCCUCUGAGAAAAAGAAAGCAGCCGACCACCACGGUGUUGAGUUUGCUGAGACAGUCUCAGUUGGACAGUUCUGGAGUUUCCAAAGCUGGAUCUGAUUUGAUAAGAAAGCAAAGUCAAAGCUCCUUUCCCAUCAGUUCUAUGUCCCAGCUACUUCAGUCCAUGAGUUGUCAAAGCUCUCACAUGAGCAGCAAUAGUACCACCAGUUGUGGGAGCUCAAAUACUGCUUUACCUUGCUCUGGUAACCAGAUGCAUUUUGCAGACACCAGUAUGAACUCUGGCAGUCUCCAGAACUCGCUGGCACAGAGUUUACCCUUGCGAGGGGAGGGUGUGCACUGCCAGAACACAAACACUAACUUUGUCCACGGUACUAGCCCGGGCACAACCAACCAUCUUGCAGGUUUAAUAAAUCAGAUGCAGGCUAGCGGGAACUGUGGGAUGCUCAGUCAGUCAGGAAUGGCUUUAGGAAAUUCAUUACAUCCGAACCCACCUCAGUCGAGAAUCCAGGCAUCCUCCACGCCAGUGAUACCAAACAGCAUUGUUAGCAGCUGUAAUCAAACAAGUCCUGAAGCAGGGGGUUCAGGACCAUCAUCAUCAAUAGCCAUAGCUGGCACCAGCCAACCUGCCAUCACAAAGACAACAUCUGUGCUUCAAGAUGGUGUUAUAGUCACUACUGCAGCUGGAAACCCACUUCAGAGCCAGCUGCCCAUUGGGAGCGAUUUCUCUUUUGCUGGCCAUGAACACUCGCUUCAUUUUCCGCAGAACAGCUCUUCAAACAACAAUCUUCCACAUUCUUUGAAUCAAAACCUCCUCAAUUCUCUACCUAUCUCUUUGCCAGUGAAUCAGCAACAUCUCCUAAACCAGAAUCUAUUAAAUAUACUCCAGCCUUCAGCAGGAGAAGGCAAGUCUGAGGUCAACCUCAACCCUUUAGGUUUUCUCAACCCGAAUGUAAAUGCUGCUUUAGCUUUUCUCUCCAGUGACGUGGAUGGGCAGGUAUUACAACCUGUUCAUUUUCAGCUUCUAGCAACCCUCCUUCAGAACCAAGCCCAAGCAGCUGCCAUGCUUCCCCUACCAUCUUUCAAUCUGACCAUCUCAGAUUUGUUGCAACAGCAAAAUAACCCUUUACCCUCAGUAACACAGAUGACAGCCCCACCUGACCAUUUGCCAAGCAAUCAGUCAGAAAGCAACAGGGUGGAGACCCUUUUAACCAACCCCCUGGGCAACCCUAUACCAAGCUUUUCAGGCACUGACACUACUUCUAACCCCCUGCUCCUCCCCGCUGUCUCUGGGGCCUCAGCAUUAAUGGCCUUGAAUCCCCAGCUGGUGGGAGGUGUCCUGAACUCUGCAUCGGGCAACACCGCUAAUCAUCCAGAGGUUUCCAUAGCCACCUCCUCCCAAGCAACCACUACCACAACCACUACAUCAUCAGCAGUGGCAGCACUGUCUGUCUCAACCCUGGGUGGUGGGACAGCAGUGGUGUCAAUGGCAGAAACAUUGCUGAACAUAUCUAAUAAUGCUGGGAAUACAUCUGGUCCAGCUAAACUCAACAAUAACUCUGUGGUGCCACAGCUACUUAACCCUCUACUGGGGACAGGUCUGCUUGGUGACAUGUCAUCUAUAAACACUACUUUGAAUAACCAUCAGCUGAGUCAUCUCCAGUCGCUAUUAAACAACAAUCAGAUGUUUCCUUCAAAUCAGCAGCAACAGCACCUUCUCCAGGGGUAUCAGAACAUGCAGGGCUUUCAAGGCCAGCCCCCAAUUCCUGGCCCAGCUAACAACCCAAACCCCAUGGCAUGUCUGUUCCAAAAUUUCCAGGUGAGAAUGCAGGAAGAUGCUGCUGUCCUAAACAAAAGAAUGAUCACUCAAAUGGGAAUGGCACCAGUUCCUGAGAGCUCCAACACUAUGCUUCCUCCUUUCCAAGAAACAUCUUGUGAUUUGCAGCAAAGAACUGAACCAUCUCUUGGACAACAGGCAAAGGAUAACCUCAAUGUCGCUGCUCAGGGUGAUACAUCGGUGGACGCUAUCUACAAAGCAGUUGUAGAUGCUGCAAGCAAAGGAAUGCAAGUAGUAAUCACCACUGCCGUUAGCAGUACAACACAAAUGAGUUCCAUUCCAGCUUUGAGUGCCAUGAGUGCCUUCACAGCCUCAAUUGGUGACCCAUUAAAUCUUUCUAGCGCUGUCAGUGCAGUAAUCCAUGGAAGAAACAUUGCCGUUUCUGAUCAUGAAGGUAGGAUAAGGAACACUAGAGGAACACGAAUACUGAAGAAUUCAGAGCACGGUAAAAAUUCAAGUGAAGGGGAUGGGUAUGAAUAUUACAAAUCAACAAGUUGUAACACACCCAAAAAACAGUGGGAAGGGGAGCAAAGUCCUGUCAGUGAGAUAAAUAGAUGGAAAUGCGAUGAGUUUCUAGACCACUCUACCCAUAUCCAUAGUAGUCCUUGUCACGAAAGGCCCAAUAACAUCUCCACACUGCCAUUAUUACAAGGCGAGCAGCAUCAGAUACUGUUAUCACAGCGAAACUGUCAAAGUGAUAAAAUGUUGGAGGAGAAUUUCAGGUAUAACAAUUACAAAAGAACUAUGAUGAGUUUUAAGGAAAGACUGGAGAACACUGUGGAACGAUGUGCACACAUAAACGGAAAUAGGCCUCAGCAGAACAGAGGAUUUGGGGAGUUGCUGAACACUUCUAAACAAGACCUGAUUCUGGAAGAGCAAUCUCCAAGUUCCUCAAAUAGCUUGGAAAGUUCGUUAGUUAAAGACUAUAUCCAUUACAAUGGAGAUUUUAAUGCCAAAAGCAUUAAUGGGUGUGUGCCUAGCCCUUCAGAUGCUAAAAGCAUCAGUAGUGAAGAUGACCUAAGGAACCCAGAUUCCCCUUCUUCAAAUGAGCUGAUACAUUACAGGCCGAGGACGUUUAAUGUUGGCGACUUGGUCUGGGGCCAAAUCAAAGGACUGACUUCAUGGCCUGGGAAACUAGUAAGAGAAGAAGAAGUUCACAAUUCAUGUCAACAAAACGCUGAGGAGGGGAAGGUCUGGGUAAUGUGGUUUGGUGUUCAUACCUUCACUCAGGUGGAGCCAGAGAAGUUGAAGACACUAACAGAAGGUCUAGAAGCUUACAACCGAGCCAGAAAAAGGAACAGAAAAAGUGGAAAGCUAAAUAACCAUUUAGAAGCUGCUAUACACGAGGCCAUGAGUGAACUAGACAAAAUGUCUGGGAAUGUCCACCAAAUCCCACAGGGAGACAGACAAGUGAAGCCUCCAAAACCCAAGAGGAGGAAGAUCUCUAGAUAACAUUGAAUGUCUUUGUUACUGGUCCAGUACUUAUCAAAAUGAACGUGCACUUAAGUCUAUAUGUAGGUAUUGAUAUAGACGUGGUUAUAUCAAUAUUUAUAUGAAGACAGAUAGAUACCAUCACAGGGUGCUACGCGGAUUAGUGGUACAAUAUUUUUGAUGAUUAGGAGGGAUAGCGGUUGCUGGAGAAGCCAAUCAGAAAUCGUGACAGGUUGCAGUAACAAUGUCAGAUGAUUACUGAAAUUUUUUUCUAUAAUACUAAAAUUGUGAUUAUAAGAAAUAGUCCAAAUGUUUCUGAGAAAUUUUCAUUGUGUAUAUAGAUAAUACAGAAUUUCAUGGUGAUAUCUGAAAUGUAAAUAUUGUACAAUAUUGUCAUGUACAAGCGUACCUAAUGCACACUUUAUCUUUUAUUGUACAAAAAAUAGUGUACAAAAUUCUUUGGUUUCUAUUGAGUACACAUACAAGAGACUACCAGUGUAAAGUGAUAAAUAAAAAUACAGCCUAAAUGCUUUUAUAUGAUAAUGUAAAAGAUGCUGUUUUUGUAUUUAACAGCAGAGAGAAGGCAUGAUUAUGUAAUACCUUAAUUAUGACAUACACUUCACGCCACUGAGUGUUCAUUGAUACUGUCUGUUUGGAAUGAACCUUGCCUGGAAGUACUGUACUCCAUUUCAGGUCUCUGUAGGAGAGUGCAACCUUGCAGAUUCCUAACGGGAUGUGGGAUCACAGCUCUAAUUAAUAAUUCAAAGGCUGCAACUAUCGGUUGCGUUUUUAUUUACUUAGCUUUUAAAGUAGAAUGCUGUAGAUUUUAUUAAAAAGAAAAAAAGUAGAUGGACUAUUUUAGUCAACCAUUUCUGUAGUUAAAGUUUCAUAGCCACCUGAUAAACUAAACAGUUUAUAUCCCCCGUAACGUUGACCCCUCAAAACCCCUAGAUUUAUUAGCGUAAAUUAUCUAACGUCAUUAACCAUCGUGUUUACUUUUAAGGGGGCAGAGGCCCUGCUUUAAUAAUGUGAUCAGUAUUGAUUACGGUUUGGUUUUGCAGUAGAAUGAAAGGGCAUGCUCCGCAGCGUUCGUAAAAGUAAUUCCAGUAUCCAUCUCGCAGUAUUAAAACAAAAAAAUUAAGGGUGGCUUACAAAACUAUUAGCAACAGUAAUUUUUAUCAGUAUUAUGUAACAUAUCAGAUUUAUUUUAUUUAAAAAGAAUUAUUUAUACCAUUAACAGAUUCUUAUAUAUAUUAAUGUGGCUGAAAUGUGCAGGUUAAAUCUAUUAACCAAAUUAUUUAUGUUAUAUUAAGUGAGAAAUGUGAAACAUAUGUAGAAAAAAUUAAUACACUACAGAUUUAAAAGUCUAAAGCUAUGAGCCAUUAUAAAAUUAACGAACGGAAGUGUAGCACAACAUUAUUUCCAUUUUAUUUCAUUUUUCUU
Molecule: messenger RNA, 7400 nt
Organism: Gymnogyps californianus (California condor)
Lineage: Eukaryota; Metazoa; Chordata; Aves; Accipitriformes; Cathartidae
Gene: MBD5
Product: methyl-CpG binding domain protein 5
Exons: 16
Coding region: 732-5978 (1748 amino acids)
Cellular component (GO): nucleus; chromocenter
Molecular function (GO): DNA binding; chromatin binding
Source: RefSeq, a predicted model, not a curated record